Molecule: messenger RNA, 1268 nt
Organism: Scaptodrosophila lebanonensis
Lineage: Eukaryota; Metazoa; Arthropoda; Insecta; Diptera; Drosophilidae
Product: nuclear speckle splicing regulatory protein 1
Exons: 2
Coding region: 33-1199 (388 amino acids)
Biological process (GO): regulation of alternative mRNA splicing, via spliceosome
Source: RefSeq, a predicted model, not a curated record
AUUUGCAAGUAAAAAGAAGAAGAGAAUAAACAAUGUCGAAGCAAUAUGGUCUAAUAGUGCCUGGGCAGCAGAAGAAAACUGCUGCACCACCGCCCGCAACAAAGCCAUCUAUAUUCGAUGAGAACACCAGCUCGGAGAGCGACAAUGAUGCACCCCAAAUGCGUGCCAAGGCAGGCACUACUAGUGGGCCCAGUCUAAUGGAGCGAAGAGUGGCACGACGAAUGCAGGAGAAGGCACUGGCCGAGGAUCCCACCAUCUUUCAAUAUGACGAGCUCUACGAUGAGAUGGACAACAAGCGCGAGGAGGCCAAACAGACGAAAAGUCAAGAGCCGCGUAAACCCAAAUACAUUGGCCGGCUGAUGGAGCAUGCUGAGCGGCGCAAGCUGGAGAAUGAACUGCGCAUCGAACGACAAGUGCAGAAAGAGCGCGAAGCCGAGGGGGAGAAGUUCCAGGACAAGGACACGUAUGUGACAGCAACAUAUCGCAAGAAACUCGAGUCUAUACGGCUGUUGCAAGAGCAGGAACAGAGAGACGAGUAUCUGGAAGCAAUUGGCGAUGUCACCAAGCAAAAGGAUCUCGAUGGCUUCUACAGGCAUCUAUAUGAACAGAAAUUGGGCACAGACCAAGACAAACUGAAGCCGAAAACAGCACCAACAGCCGACGAUGUGGCCUACAAGCCAAUCAAGGCGGAGAAACAAGCAACAGAGCCGCCUACAAAGAUUGGCAUCAAACAGCGAAGUUAUAGACGUCGGCAUUCCGAUGAAGAGCGAGACAAGGACAAGACUGUAGAAGAGGAGGAGGUCAAACCAAGCAGCAGCACUGUGAAGGCACAUUUGACCAACAACAUAGACGCCGACUCAGAUUUCAGCAUUGACGACUCCAGCGACGAUGAUGAUGAAAAGUCUGUCAAUAGGCCUGUUAAAGAAUUAGAGACUAAAACCAAAAUCGUAGAAUCAAAACCCAAGAUAGAACAACCAGAAAUAUCGACCGAAAGCAAAGCUGUCAAUGAACCGAAAGCAAAGUCACUCUGCGAAAAGAGUGCAGCAGACAUGGAAAAGCCAUCAGAAGUACAACCCGUGCCAACACCACCCAGAGAGCGUAUCGAUCUUAGCUAUAUCUGGAAGAAGCGUACCGUGGGUGAAGUUUUCGAUGCGGCCGUGGCGCGUUACCAAGAACGAAAGAAAGCGCGACAGGCUUAAAGUAAUUAAAAUUAAUUAUUUAUAAAUGAAAUCGUACAAAGUUCAUUAAAACCGUCGUCAAUGUUCAUA